This is a messenger RNA of Gadus macrocephalus (Pacific cod), 1242 nucleotides long. RefSeq lists its product as uncharacterized. Bases 1 to 1242 code for a protein of 413 amino acids. Lineage: Eukaryota; Metazoa; Chordata; Actinopteri; Gadiformes; Gadidae. The record is from RefSeq and is a predicted model, not a curated record. The transcript has 12 exons.
AUGAAACGGGAGAUCGUCCGCCGUGCAACUCAAGAUUGUCUAAGCAAGUUUUGCGUUGAAUUUGUCUCUUUAUUAGUGCGUGGCACUGGAGCACGUCACCGUGUCAAGCCGUGGCCGGUCUCUGCCCACACUGGGAAGUUCAACCGAUUGGAUCUCCCUCCUGAGUCUCCAGAUAAGCAGUUUGUGCUGUUUGUGGGCGACUCGCAUCUGCGUGCGUUGGUUGACCGUUACGUGAGGAUGCCAGACGGUUGCCUUUCGUUUGGGUUCCUGUCUACGCCUGGGGCGUCUGCCGCUGAGCUCCGCACUGAGUUGCUGAACGCAGACAUCCCCAGAACCCCCGACAUCGUUUGCUUGCUGGCUCCAAGCAACAACCUCACCGCGACGCCCGGCAUCGAAGCGGCUGGAGUUGCCUUCGAUGGACUUCUGAGAGCUGCCCGCAGUCGAUGGCCUAAGGUGUUUGUGCUCGAUUUCCCUCCCCGGCUGGCGAGUGAAUUGGCACCGCAACAAUUCCUUCGAGAGGAGUUUCGUCGCGUUGCAGCAAAGAACGAUGUAAAGUACUGCGUCACAGCUGACCGCUUUCCGCUGGACUCACGUGCCUUGUGGAGUCGUGAUGGGAUCCACCUGAGUGACGAUCGGGGGAUGCCGCUUCUCGCGAAGCUUCUGUGGCACUUCUCCUUUCGGCAGCUACAGUCACCUCUGCCUGUUACACCUCCGCCUGUGUCUCCUCCCAAGUCACCCCCGACUGUGAGACCCUUUGCUACCACCGUGGUUGUGAAGGGAGAGGUUUCCCGUCCACGUCCCCUUGACCCCUUCAAGGAAACUGUCGUCGGACGUCGCGGAAAGCGCAGCCAACCUGAGUCCUGGGAUGUGCCUGAGGACUGGGAUCAGUCUUCCGUGCGGAUCCUUCCUCAUGAGGUUUGUGUGCCUCCUCUGGUCCUGAGGGAGUGCUUUGUCGUGCUAAACCCUAUCCGGUUUAGCACUGACAAGUUGGCUGCAAUGGAUCGCAUUGUUCCAUCCAACCUUGACGUCCCCAUGGGGAAUCGCUCAAAGAAACGGAAGGUGGCACAUGGAACCACGGCUGUGGUCUCCAAAGGAAAGAAGGCCCGCCUUGAGGCACUUCCAACUCCAGCAAGGAUUGCUAAACCUUCGAAGCUGGUACCUCCCCCUCGACCUGUGCCAGAAGCGGCUGUGCCAGCCACCCUGGAGGGCUGCGUCUUUGUGCCUUCGAGCAAGAAAGUGUAG